AUGGCCCGCAUCCGCGGCGACAUCCACCCCCUCGCGCCGCACAAGACCCUCCGCCCCGAAGCCCAAGUCGACGACGGCUUCCUCACCAACAAAAAAGACAAGCGAACGAUGAAACACAGCGCCUUCCUCAGCAAAGUCGCCAAGACGGCCCCGGGCAGCGGCAAGACCCUGAAACGCCGGAGACCGAACAAGAAGCUCGUCGCGACCAUGGAGUCGCUCGCCGACGCGCUGCCGGAGCUGGAGGAGGGCGCGCAGACGCUGGAUCAGCUGCGCGAGGGGAAGGUCAGGCAUAAGAGUCUCAAGAGCAGGCCGGGCGCGCUGAAGAGGAAGGAGAAGGUUGUGAAGGCUGAGGUGGCGAGGUUUGGGGCUAGUAUGGCAGCAUUGGCUUCCGUGCCAGCUGCUGUGAAUGCCAGCGGUGCUGGUGCUGGUGCUGGUGCGAUGGCGGUUGAGGAGGCGGGAUCGCACGAGACGACGACGAGUGCGACUUCGAGCCGGUGGGCUGCGCUGCGGAAGCACAUUUCGAGCACGAUGGAGCAGAACCCUGCCUUCAGCACAUAA
Colletotrichum costaricense is the source of this 558-nucleotide messenger RNA. RefSeq lists its product as uncharacterized. The record is from RefSeq and is a predicted model, not a curated record. Gene Ontology annotation, cellular component: 90S preribosome; preribosome, small subunit precursor; nucleolus. Gene Ontology annotation, biological process: maturation of SSU-rRNA from tricistronic rRNA transcript (SSU-rRNA, 5.8S rRNA, LSU-rRNA). The transcript has a single exon. NCBI's taxonomy places the organism in Eukaryota, Fungi, Ascomycota, Sordariomycetes, Glomerellales, Glomerellaceae. The coding region runs from base 1 to 558 and encodes 185 amino acids.